AUGGAGAAAUUAAACACUGGGGAUGGACAACUUUUUAUCAAGAAUGUCGCUAGCUACGUUCGAACUCACGAAAAAGCGCUGGCCAAUGCGCUCCAGCUUCGCCGGCAACCUACCAAAAAUGCCAUACCACAAUCUCCCAGUGGGCCUUUGACUCCGAGUACUUCCUUUGCUUCGACCUCAUCAACCCUAGCCGCAGCCUUCUCAUCCGCCGCUCUCAAAUUCAUGUCACAAAAUGCCAAAACCGCCAAACUGACAUUGACUCCCCACCACCUAUUCUACCUCCUUUCCCGAUUCGAAGAACUCAGCAUCGCUGUGGGCCCUAUGAACAUCCGACUGGAGAACAUUCACACCGAGGUUUCGCAGUCCUAUGUUUCCUUCCUUAAUAAACCCCAACGCUCCAGGGGGGAUGGAGCCUCGAUCCAUUCUGUUUCCAGUGUUCGUAGUGUUAUGUCCGGUAUGACUGAUCUCUGGUCAUCUUUCCGCAUUGGAUCAAAGGAUACCCCGUCCAAAUCGGAUAGGGCUAAGGCUGCCUUGGAAAUGGACCUGAAGUACCUAUACUCUGCCUUCACCAAGAUCCCAUGUCUCAGGCUUGCCCCGGACCAUCGCGCUCCUUUGAUCAGUGGAUAUGAAGAGUUUCCCUUCGAUACGGCUGUGCCGUUGCAUUCUUUCAAGAACUUGAGCGCUUUAGAGAUUAUUGAUUUAGAUUACCGUUCUUUCUAUGGAUGGGACCGAUUAUCUGAGCAGUUGCGCACCUUGACCCUCAAGAGGGCGCAUUUGGAGGACCCUGCCGACCUUUUGACGAGAAUUGUUUUGGACGACAUCGAUAAGCGAAGACGACGAUCUGCCAAGUCCCAACAGUCGCCAUCAUUGGGCUGGACCAGCAGCUCCAGCACGCAACCAGUUCACACUCCCAACCAAGCCAAUUCGCUCUCGGCGCCGGGAUCCCCUGUGAUGGAGACACCUUUUGGAACUAGCACUAGCCCCAAGUCACACUCGAUGAUUCGAACGGGAUCGGAAGGUGCCAAGAGAGCUGGAAGCACAUCGCCAACUCGUCCGGCCACGAAGCAUGGCCACCGCCGAGGCCAGUCUCGACAGAUCAGACGAACAGGAUCCGCAAGCUCGGAGUCUAGUGAUCUGUCUCGCAAUGGAAGCUCUUCGAACUUGCUCGCAGAUGUCCUAUCACCAUCGAAGUGGCGAUUCUUGCGACACCUAGGUCUGCCAGAGAACUCACUGACGUCCGUCUCUGCGGCCAGUCUCGCUCCGGUGGCGAACAGUUUGAACUCGCUUGAUCUGUCUUCGAACCUCUUAACUGAGAUUCCCGACGGAUUGGCCUCCCUAGUUGCUCUGAGAGCACUCAACCUUUCGCAUUGCAUGAUUGAGUCCCUCCACUCACUCACCCGCAACCCUCUGCCUGCAAUCACUGUGCUCACACUCCGCGGAAACCGCUUGCGCUCACUCGCGGGUGUUGAACGUUUACUCUCUUUGGAAAGAUUGGAUCUUCGGGACAACAACCUGACGGACCCGACAGAGAUUGCACGACUCACAAGUCUCCCUGAGAUACGGGAGAUUUGGGUGUCUGGUAAUCCUUUUGUCAACACUCACUCUGGAUAUCGAGUUGUAAUCAUGAACCUCUUCCGUCGGACUCCUGGUUAUUCCGAGGAUAUCAUCAUUGAUGGCAGAGGGCCGGGGUACACUGAGAGGAAGCAGCUCGUUGAGCGAGUUGCAGAGCCUCAAGCUGCACCGGUUGUGCGCAGCACUCAAGCAGAUGAAUCGACCUUCGUGCAAAAGGCCGCUACUAUUUCCAAAGUACCUCAUGAUCUUGCGGCCUUCCAGCCUCAGGAAGAUGAGCGGGAUUUGCACAUUCAUGAAACCCAAAAAGAAAGUGACGGAGGCACCAACCGUCGCAAGAAAUCUCAGCGACGCAGAAUAGUCGACAUCUCGGUCGAGAACCCAUUCAGCGCGGAUGGAUUGGGCAUUCCAGGAAGUGCAACCCUUCCUGCUCUCCCUGUCCAGCAAAUACCAACCCCGGCCCAACCCUCCAUCCAACCCCCAACCGACGGCCCUGUUGAUCAGCCUUGGAGGAUCGACAGCGGACAGCAAGCCGAAUCUUCCAGCAUCAAAAAAAGCCCACCUAAGCAUAUACACUCACCAAGUCCUCCUCUUGUCCAGCCUUCACCAGGCAAAGACAGGACCAUGGACGAAGAGUUCUGCCGCCAGCAGUUAGAAGUCCUCCGCCAGGACGUGGGCCAUAACUGGCUCACUGUUCUCGGAGAAAAUGACUGGGAUAACUCCCACAAAGACUUCGCUCACAGCUCGGGGGCAGGUUUAGAUCAUUCCGCUCACAUCUCCACCCCACCUAUCACCCGCUCCAACACCCAGGCCAUCCUGAGCGGACAUGCGCUGAGCGGAUAA
Molecule: messenger RNA, 2412 nt
Organism: Penicillium brevicompactum
Lineage: Eukaryota; Fungi; Ascomycota; Eurotiomycetes; Eurotiales; Aspergillaceae
Product: leucine-rich repeat domain-containing protein
Exons: 2
Coding region: 1-2412 (803 amino acids)
Cellular component (GO): cytoplasm
Molecular function (GO): protein kinase binding
Source: RefSeq, a predicted model, not a curated record